CUUUUCUCUGCUGGCCCAAUUCCCUUUUUCAUGCCUGCCGUCAUCUCCAACUGCUCUGUCACUCUUUUCUGAAUAGGCCAUGGCAAGGUCACUCUUUACCACCGCCGUCAUCUCCGGCUUGUUGGCGCACACGGCAACCGCCAGCGUAACCUGCAGCAAUGAGGUUGUCAACGCCUUUUCCAACCCGUCCUUCGAGACUGGCGAUGCGUCGGACUGGACUGCCUGGAUCGCCUCGGCGACGGCUACGACCAUGGGCGAUGUCCUUUCCGGGGAUGCGUCGGAUGGCACUUAUUACCUGUCUAUCAAUGCGGACCCCUACUAUUGGAAAUACAUCAAGCAGACCGUGACUGGGCUGGAGGUGGGGAAGACUUAUUCCUUGUCGGUAGACUACAAGCUCACCGCUGCGGCGGCGAGUAUUCCCACCAUCUACAACAAGUGCAAUUUCGGGUGGAUGUUGGAUAGAUGGAGCAACUUCUUCGAUGAAACCAGUACGGCUGCGAUACUCAGUGGUGAAGAGGCGGAGUGGGCGACCUACACCGCCGCCUUCACCCCGACCAGCUCUUCGCACACCAUGAUGUUCCUGUUUUCCUGCAACGACUAUACCACUUAUACCUUUGACUUGGAUAAUUUCCUCUUGCCGGUAUCCACCCAGCAGGUGUGCACCACCUCCGCGGAGGUGGUUACCCCGACCACGAGUGUGGUGGCUAUCUCGCCAUCCAGUGUUCCUCCCAGUAGUGCUGUGGGCGCCUCACCAACGCCAUCAUCCGUGUCGCCUGCUUCGUCCGUGGCGGUCAUUUCCAGUACUGUUUCACCGAUCUCGUCUUCAAUAGUACCGAGCAGUCCGGCAUCUACACCCACCACGUUGUCGCCUUCUGCAAUGUCUUCCGCUCAGGCUACCCCCACAGUGUCCGUGGCAUCAAGCUCAAGUGCGGUUGCGUCGAGUCCUGCUGUCUCGUCUCAGUCGGUCGUCUCUGCCAGCUCGAGUGUCUCGAUUCCUGUCAUAAGACCAUCGCAAUCCACGGCCAACUCCGUGAUCCCGCCACGCAGCUCGCCCAUACGAUCAUUGUCUUCCUCCGUUCAAUCAUCUAGCCCAGUUGUCUCCGCUGCCUCCUCUCAUCCGGUCGUGACACGUUCGGCCGGCCAGUCCUCAGCACCCGGACUCACCUCAUCCCCAAUUCGGACAUUCGCUACCUCUCUUUCCCAACCGGGCAGAAUCCCGUCCAGCGCACCUCACGUGAGCUCCUCACAACUCAUCAUCCCCACAGCCACUCCUUCAAUCUCCGCCCAGGAAAGCAGAACCACCAUUAUAUCUGCUUCCGCAGACACCGGCGCAUUCGUCACAUCCACGCUUCUCACCACCCGCACCGCAACCGUGACAGCCUGCCCGUCAAGCGUGGCCAACUGCCCGGCCAGCGAGCGCACCACCUAUCUUACGACCGAAACAGUGGUCAUCGGAACCACCAUCUGCCCCGCCACAAUGCCUGCCGGCCAGCCUACAGCCUCUGCCGGGGCAGACCCCGAAGGCGAGCUCCUGACCACCUCGACAUUCUUCACCACCCGCACCUCAACCAUCACCGCCUGCCCGUCCACCGUCACAAACUGCCCGGCCUCCGCGCACAGCACGUACGUGAUCACCGAGACUCUGGUCGAUUAUACGACCGUGUGCCCGAUCACCGCCACCCAAACCGCGGCACCCACCGCUCCGGGUGCUGGGGUUGUAGGUACCGGAACGGCCGUCGUGCCUGCACAGACCGUGUCGGCGGGUGACUCGGCUGCGACCGCCGUAGCCCAUACGGUCUCGUCGGCGGUGGCGCCCGCAGUGACGCAGCCCGCGGCGGAGAGUGACGAGGUGGUCUCGACUAUCUACGUGACUGCGACUGUUACUGUGGAUUGCUCGAAUUGAUUUGGUGGUGGAGGGUCUUUCUUGCCCUUGUCACAGUACAUUUAUUGUUAGUAUUAGGUAUGCC
Aspergillus aculeatinus CBS 121060 is the source of this 1967-nucleotide messenger RNA. RefSeq lists its product as uncharacterized. Bases 80 to 1903 code for a protein of 607 amino acids. The transcript has 2 exons. NCBI's taxonomy places the organism in Eukaryota, Fungi, Ascomycota, Eurotiomycetes, Eurotiales, Aspergillaceae. Gene Ontology annotation, molecular function: hydrolase activity, acting on glycosyl bonds. The record is from RefSeq and is a predicted model, not a curated record.